GUCCAAUGAAAGAAGGGAGCAUCAUGGCGGAACACACAGACACACUGGUCGAGGGAUGUGCAGAUCUUGACGACAUGCCUGAGCUGUCGGACGGUGAUGAUGAUGAUGAAGGUGAAGACGAAGACCAGUGGAUGGACGAGGACCCUCAGGGGAUGGUUACCUGCCUGUUCUGUGACAGGGUGCUGGGCUCAGUACCAGCCACGCUGCAGCAUUGCUCAGAGGUGCACCAGGUCAACCUUGUAGACGUGAUAAGAAAACAUCAUUUAGAUGACUACAGCUACAUCAAGAUGAUCAACUUCAUACGUCUAAAGAAAUGUAGCGCCUCCCAACUGGCUGGAUUUUCUAAUGCUCCAUCACCGUGGGAGAGUGAAGAGUUUCUGCAGCCAUUCAUCCAAGAUGACCCCCUUCUCCAGACAGAUCCUGAAGAACUGUGUUGUUGGGAGGACUCACCCACAAAAUGUGGUGGAGAUUCAAACAAUGCGGUGCUGCAAAGAGCAAAAGCUGCUGAAGAGAGAGCAUGUCAGUCAGAGAAAGCCCUCGCAAGAGCAAUGGAAGAUCUUCAUAAACUCAAGCUUCUCGCUCAGGGUCUGGUGCUGAACGCAGACACCAGCAAAAGCAAUAAACUGGGCGCCGUGGCUGAGCUGCGAGAUGAUGAGGACGAAGCUUACUUCAGCUCCUACGGACACUAUGGCAUCCAUGAAGAGAUGCUGAAGGAUACAGUGCGCACAGAGAGUUACCGGGACUUCAUGUACAGCAACCCUGAUGUGUUCAGGGACAAGGUGGUGCUAGAUGUUGGAUGUGGAACUGGCAUUCUGUCCAUGUUUGCCGCCAAAGCUGGAGCCAAAAAGGUCAUUGCUGUGGACCAGUCAGAAAUCAUCUAUCAGGCCAUGGACAUUAUCAGGGCCAACCAGUUGGAGGACAAGAUAACGCUGAUCAAAGGUCGUAUCGAGGACAUCCAACUUCCUGUGGAAAAAGUGGACAUCAUCAUUUCAGAAUGGAUGGGUUACUUCUUGUUGUUCGAGUCGAUGCUGGACUCGGUCUUGUGUGCCAGAGAUCUGUACUUGGCUGACAAUGGCUCGGUCUAUCCUGACCUGUGUAACAUCAGCCUGGCAGCCUUAGGAGACCUUGAGAGUCACAAGCAGCACAUCGCUUUCUGGGAUGAUGUGUAUGGCUUCAACAUGUCAUGCAUGAAGAAGGCUGUGUUGCCAGAGGCCCUGGUGGAGGUGGUCAAAGGAGAAAAGCUGAUCUCCCACCCCUGCGUCAUCCAGACCAUUGACUGCAACAAAGUGAUUCUCUCUGAGCUGGAGUUUGCAUCACAUUUCUGCCUGAAGAUCACGGAAACAUCAGAGUGCACGGCAAUUGUCGGCUACUUUGACAUUUUCUUCGACAAAGGCUGCUGCAACAAGGUGAUGUUCUCCACUGGUCCCCAUGUGACCAAGACCCACUGGAAACAGACCGUCUUCCUGUUGGGGAAACCCAUUCCUGUUCGCGCAGGAGAGGAAGUGCAGGGGAAGCUCACAGUACGUAAAAACAAGAAGGACCCACGAUCUCUCCUCGUCACCCUUGAGCUUAAAGAUGUGAAGCAGACGUACAGCCUGCAGUGACACAUCAAGAUUCCAGCUGACUUUACUGAUGGACCGUCUCAUGACUCAUGUGCUCCAGUGCAUCAACAGUGUUUUCUUUUAUAGCUGCUUCACGUUCUUCGGGAAAUGUUGCCUUUUAA
Synchiropus splendidus (mandarinfish) is the source of this 1723-nucleotide messenger RNA. It is a transcript of the gene prmt3, whose product is annotated as protein arginine methyltransferase 3. Gene Ontology annotation, cellular component: nucleus. NCBI's taxonomy places the organism in Eukaryota, Metazoa, Chordata, Actinopteri, Syngnathiformes, Callionymidae. The coding region runs from base 6 to 1604 and encodes 532 amino acids. Gene Ontology annotation, biological process: peptidyl-arginine methylation. The transcript has 16 exons. Gene Ontology annotation, molecular function: protein-arginine N-methyltransferase activity. The record is from RefSeq and is a predicted model, not a curated record.